Messenger RNA from Ctenocephalides felis (cat flea), 2378 nucleotides. RefSeq names its product calcium-binding mitochondrial carrier protein Aralar1-like. Gene Ontology annotation, biological process: aspartate transmembrane transport; malate-aspartate shuttle; L-glutamate transmembrane transport. The record is from RefSeq and is a predicted model, not a curated record. NCBI's taxonomy places the organism in Eukaryota, Metazoa, Arthropoda, Insecta, Siphonaptera, Pulicidae. Gene Ontology annotation, molecular function: calcium ion binding; L-glutamate transmembrane transporter activity; L-aspartate transmembrane transporter activity.
UGCCUGACAGAAUCGGAGCCAUCGAGGGACCAGCGCACCUGCGUAGGGCGCACACGGAGCGCCUGCGUGAAAUCUUCCUGAAAUACGCCUCGUACAGGGCUCCAGAUGGAGAACUGUACAUGACCCCGGAAGACUAUGUCAGAAAAUAUUUGGGACUCUUUCCGGACCCCAAGGAAUCCGACGCCAAAGAUUUGACGUACAACGCAGAAUCCGUUCGCCUGAUUGCCGGAAUAGCAGACACCAGCAAAGACGGCCUGAUAUCAUUCCCGGAAUUCCAGGCCUUCGAAGGGACCCUCUGCGCCCCCGACGCCCUUUACAAAACCGCCUUCCAAUUAUUCGACACCAACAGUAGCGGGGCGAUAAGCUUUGACGAGUUUGCUUCCAUAAUGAGAAAGACUGAACUACAUUCAAGGAUUCCAUUCAACAUGGACGGAGGAUUUGUACAACUAUAUUUCGGCAAAAACAAAACAAGACAAAUCAAUUACGCUGAAUUCAGUCAAUUCCUGCACGAUUUUCACGAAGAAUACGCCAUGGAAGCAUUUAGGAGUCGAGACAAACACGGGACAGGGUUCAUAUCGGCUGUAGAUUUUCAGGAUAUUAUGAUCAAUAUAAAAAGCCAUUUGCUGACGACGCAGGUUAAGGACAAUUUUGUUUGCGCUUUAUAUUUAUAUUUUAUAUCCCAGAUAACAAAUGGAACAAGAGUAUCAUUCCCCUACUUCAUGGCCUUCAAUAGUCUUCUAAACAAUAUGGAAUUGUUGAAAAGGGUUUAUCUUCAUGCAAGUGGUGGAUCUAGGACGACUGCAGUCAGCAAAGAGGAACUUCUGCAUUCUGCACAAUGUAUGAGCCAAAUUACACCUUUGGAAGUUGAUAUUUUAUAUCAACUUACCGGUCUACUUCAUCAAACUGGGUAAGGGACGGAGGAAAACUUUAGUACAAACAAUUUCAGUCGAAUUGUAUACAAUGAUCUGAAUGUGAUAGCACCUGAACAGUACAUAAGGCAUAUAACCAAAAGGCUGGCAGAGAUCAGAGCUGUCUCGAAACCUGAAGAUCGAGGAGUUUUUAUGCAGAUUUUGGAAAGUGGAUAUCGAUUUAUACUGGGAUCGAUAGCUGGAGCUGUUGGAGCAACAGCCGUCUAUCCCAUAGAUUUGGUAAAAACUCGGAUGCAAAAUCAAAGAUCUGGAUCAUUCGUUGGCGAAUUAGCUUAUAGGAACUCCUGGGACUGUUGCAAAAAGGUUUUAAGGCACGAAGGUUUCACAGGCCUUUACAGAGGCCUAGUGCCCCAACUUAUAGGAGUAGCCCCCGAAAAGGCCAUAAAAUUGACGGUGAAUGAUUUUGUUCGCGAUAAAUUGGUGGAUAAGCAUGGAAAUCUUAGUGUCUAUGCUGAAAUUUUAUCAGGAGCUUCUGCUGGUGCAUCACAAGUUAUAUUUACGAAUCCUUUAGAGAUUGUCAAAAUUCGGUUACAAGUUGCUGGUGAAUUAGCAGACGGCGGCCGCAAGAUCAGUGCCCUUUCGGUGGUGCGCGAUUUGGGCUUCUUCGGGCUCUACAAGGGAUUCCGGGCCUGUCUUUUGCGAGACAUGCCUUUCAGCGCGAUCUACUUUCCCACAUACGCCCACACUAAAGCGGCCCUGGCGGACGAACAAGGAUAUAAUCAUCCCUUAUCUCUGCUUAUGGCUGGUGUGAUUUCUGGAGUGCCUGCAGCAGCUCUGGUGACUCCUGCUGAUGUCAUCAAAACCAGGUUGCAGGUUGUUGCAAGACAAGGUCAAACUUCCUACACUGGUGUGAUUGAUGCAGCCAGAAAAAUUCACAGGGAAGAAGGUGCAAGGGCGUUUUGGAAAGGUUCCUUAGCAAGGGUUUGCAGGAGUUCGCCCCAAUUCGGUGUCACGUUGGUCACUUAUGAACUUUUGCAGAGGAUGUUUUAUAUUGACUUUGGUGGAAGUCGUCCUGCCGGUUCCGAAGCCUUCGCCUCGGGCAAACCCGACGAGCCGGCGCCCGCGCCCGAUCACGUCGGCGGCUACCAGGCCGCCCUGCCCGUCCUGGACGGAAUCGAGACUAAAUUCGGCCUGCUGCUACCCAGGUUCGCGUCGACGAUAACGCAACGAGGGCAGAAGGAGGCCAGUUAGAAAUAGACUAGAGUAGAAUAAAUCAAUUUUAUAUUUAAUAGAAAUUUAUGGACUCGAAGAAGAAAAAGAAGAACUUGUAUAUUUUUGGAAAAUAAGAAAAUUAUAAAUGGAUCAAGUGAGAAGAUAAGUGAGGUAUUAUGUGAUAUUUUGGAAUGUGCUUGGUGCUAAUUUUGGUUCCAAUAUAUUUUUUGAUAUUAAGCUUACAUUGUUUCAAUGGUUUUACAGAUACUUUGCAAUGAUGAAAACACCCACACACAA